Messenger RNA from Caenorhabditis elegans, 899 nucleotides. The record is from the annotation of a RefSeq genome assembly. Lineage: Eukaryota; Metazoa; Nematoda; Chromadorea; Rhabditida; Rhabditidae.
AUGUCUGAAGAUAUUUUCACAGUUUUUAAAUUUAUUUUCAAUGAGACAUCUGCAUUGAAUCUCUCACCUGUUUCAAAUUCUACAAUUGUAUCGUACAAUGAAACAACUUUGAUAUUUUUUGGCACAAUUUUUGGCUCCUCAUUUUUAUUAUAUACUAUUUUCUUUCCAUUUUAUUUAAAGUCUUUUCACAAGACUUUUCAGCAUUUUAACAGUGAUCAAUUUUUCUCUGUGAGAGUUUCCAUAUUUUUAACAGUUGUUGUCAUAUAUCCUGCAUUCAUUAUUCUGACAUUUAUUAGUUAUGGAUUUCCAGCGAACAAUUGGGUUUCUGAAGACGAUUGUGAUUUUCUUUCGGUUUUCUCGGCUAUGCGCUUUACACAUACAUACAGCUCGAUCUAAUGAUGCUCUGUGUUUUAUCUACUUAUAUGUUCAUCAAAUAUAAGAUUGCCGAAACUCCAAAACUUACUUAUUCUUGGUGGUUUGGUACACACUUGGUUUGCAUAGUUAUUACAGCUAUUUCAAUCAAAAAUGCCGUUUUCUUGAAUUGGGUAAUUUCGAUAACUUCUGGCGGAUAUCAUGAUCAAUUUGAUGCAAUGAUAUUGAGUUUCUUCAUCGUUUAUAUGUGCACCCAACUUUUCCUAUCAAUUGCUACGAUUCUACAAUUCAACGUCAAAACUACUACUGAAACAAAUCAGAUUUUUGCCUGUCAAAUUAAAAUUAUUGGAUCUAUAAAGUUAUUCUGGCUAUUCAUCAUGCUUGCUAUGUUCUUUGUUAUGGACUAUGAGCAAUUUAUGAUUGGCGCGCUUUUUAUGUGUUUUGACUAUGUUUUAGUGCCAAUCGUAGCUAUGAUGACGGAAAUCAAAUAUUGUCCGACUGCCGAAGUGAAACUAUCAAAAGUAUAG